This is a messenger RNA of Chara braunii, 2912 nucleotides long. NCBI's taxonomy places the organism in Eukaryota, Viridiplantae, Streptophyta, Charophyceae, Charales, Characeae. The record is from the annotation of a GenBank genome assembly.
CUGAAGGUGGGAGGAAGACUCAUCAUUUAUCACCUUUCUUCCACCUUCUUUCACUUUCAUUGACAUCAGAGUCGCGACCGACUUGCCGAUCGAAACCACGGCCAUGGUAUGAUCAGUCUGUCACAGAAACGACGUUCCAUCAAAGCCACUUCCUAAUUAGACGGCUAAGAUGAUUCGCGGCUGCGGGAUGGACGAUGAAGAGCUAGGGUUGACAGAUAUGGAGGCUCGGGUAGGCGAAGGCGGCGCCGACGCGGCGAAUCGCACGGCUGAAGAUGAAUAUGACGACGAAUGGCAGUCGAUGGCGGAGGGAGGGGGGAAUUUGGAGUACGGAGGGGGAGCGAUAAAGCGCGCUUGCGCGGAGCGGGGGAUGAUGACACGUCGGGACGGAGGGGAGUACAGAGGGGGAGAGGGGGGGGCGGAAGAGCGCGCUUGCGCGGAGCGGGCAAUCGGUUCAACUGCGGCCGAGGCUCGAUGCCGACCAACGAGAAAAGGCAGUUGUGGUGCUUGUGGGUGCCGACCAACGAGUGCAGGGAUUGAAUCAAAAGGAGGAAUGAAGGACUACUAUUGUAAGGGUGAAGAAGGUGAGGAUCGGACGGCUGGUAAGAGAUCGUGCACGGACGCAGAGUCCUUAGACGACAAGCGAGAAUGCGUCCCAGAAGGGGAGGGGCGGGAAAAGGAGCGGAGAGGAGUGGCGUCUUGCGUCAAGUGUGAGUCAAUGCCUGCCGAAGCCGUCAUCAAUCAGCACGAGCACGUUUGCAGGGGCUGCCUGAAGGCUAGCUUGUUCUCGAAGUUCCGCACUGCCAUCUCCAAGCACUCGCUCGUUUGCUCCGAUGAUCGCCUACUGGUUGCCUUCUCCGGCGGCCAUGCCUCCAGGGUUGCCCUGGAUUUUGUCCACCAGAUUCAGUCAACGGCAAAGACGGAGAGGGAGCUGCUGGAGGAACGAGGAAGGAUCAGGUUUCAGUUCGGAGUCGCAUUUGUGGACGAAAGUGCGGCAGGCGGCACUCCUCUUGAUAAGGCAAUAGAAAUGGAAAGGUGCAUUGAAUCUGUCGUACAUGGACAUCCUUAUGGCAGCAGGAUUGCCUAUCAUCACACGUGUCUGGAGGAUCUUUUCAUUGAUGAUGACGUCGAUGUAUGCCCUGAUGAUGAUGAUGAUGAUGAUGAUGAUGAUGGUGAUGAUGAUGAUGAUGAUGAUGCUGAUGAUGAUGAUAAGGUCCCUGGCCAUUGUGAUGACGUCGAGGAAUUGCAGAAGAUCCGUGGUGACAAAUCUGUUAUUCCUCAGAUGAAUGAUGGUCAAACUUUGACUUUGACUUUGACCUCACACAUGGAGUGCCUGGACAUAGGUGAUGUACCUCUGUCCGUGAUGAGUGAGGUCAGCCAUUCGUUGCAGAGUCAUCUUGGAUCUAAUCAAGACGACGCGGAGGAAGUGGGAUCACAUCUGGGCAACGAUCAGAAUCACAAUGGGAGAUGGAGAAUGGAGCGCCGGAGGGAUGCCAGAGGCGUUGUUGAAAAAAUGUUCAAAGAUGUACUUGAUUCCACUGGUCGUCAAGACCUUGUUGUGCAUCUCAGGAGUCUGCUCUUGCAGAAGGUGGCGAAGAAGAAUGGCUACACCAAGAUCCUUCAGGGUGAUAGUGCCACACGCUUGGCUGUCCAUGCCCUUGCGGCAACGUGCAAGGGCCGCGGCUACAGUCUCCCUGCAGAUGUGCAGUUCCUAGACAGAAGAUGGGAUAUCCCUGUAAUCCGACCACUGCGAGAAUGUCUGGCGAAGGAGUUGGCGACACAUGCUCGGAAGGCAAUGCUGAAGACUGUGUUCAUCCCAAACCUGGCGACUCUACGUGGACCACAGUUCAGCAUUGAUGCCCUUGCAGAUGCAUUCGUUAAUGUUAUUCAGGAAGAUCUCCCAUCGAGAGUUCACACAAUUCUACGAACGGCGGGUAAACUGAAGAGCUUCGCAUUAAAUAAUGAUAUUUGCGAUGGGUUGUUGCGUCAAGGGUCACACUCAUCACAGGGGACAUUACCGACGCAAACCUAUGAAACUCCUGCUGGAGCAAGUUGUGUCCACAACCGAUCAUCAGAGGUCAUCCACCCAUCAAGGACCAAGAAAUUCUUGGGGACGAUACAUGGCGAAGUACUCGAUGAGGAAAAAAACAGUGGCAUCUUUCUUGCCUGGUCACCUGACGAUCACUCUUUGCCUUCAUCCAUCCCAGUAUCCGUAGGAGUAACGUCUCCUCCGCCUGGUGGUCCCGGUCGCCGACCAGAGGAGAAAUGUGGGACUGCUUCUUCGAGGUCAGCUGGCAGUCCUUUGCUGGGAUCGAUCCCAGGACGUGUCGAAGCAGAGACUGUACUGGCGACCGACAGCACGGUGCCCUGUAUUGCAGUUCAAAGAUUGUGUCCCAUUUGCGGAGCACCAUUGAUGCCGGAAGAAAUGACGCGAUUCCCGAUCAAAGUGGGUUUGCCUAUUCCCAGUGCAUGCAGUUCUAAUGCCGAUGACACUUUUCAGAGAAACCACGACACGUUCCCAUUUCCUGAGCGGUCAAACAAUGAGAAGACUGUUGUUGCAAAGCUAUCGGAUGAGGGACCGGGAAUAGGACAUGGUGCUUCAUUGCGGAAUUCGAAGGACCGUUGCGGUGCAGAGAUUCAAAACUUCAGAGGGGGCAAGAGGGAGCAGCAAGAUGACUUUGUGGUUGCGCAGUUGUGCUGUGACAGCUGCGUUCGACAGUUUCUUACACCCCCUCGGGUACUCAGUGGUCAAUCGAGACAGGGAGCCGAUAAACGGUGGCCGAACGAACUCUCAAGUAAUGCUGCGCUUCUGGAGCAUGUGACUAAGACGAGAGUAAAGGAUGAACGGCAGAAGAUGUGGUUGUUGGAGCGACAGGCCCGAGCACGGUAAGACUACUGUCUUAAGUAACCCAAGA